Molecule: messenger RNA, 1108 nt
Organism: Neolamprologus brichardi
Lineage: Eukaryota; Metazoa; Chordata; Actinopteri; Cichliformes; Cichlidae
Gene: il17d
Product: interleukin 17d
Biological process (GO): inflammatory response
Cellular component (GO): extracellular region
Molecular function (GO): cytokine activity
Source: RefSeq, a predicted model, not a curated record
AGCAGCAGGUGUGACACUCACAAACUGUUAGAAAAUUUCAAAUUAUUUGGCAAUUAUUCCUCCUGGCGACGCCGUGGAUGUGUAGUGCCAAAAAACAAAAAAUGUCUCUGCAGUUUUCCUGGUGGCGCGCCUGUUCCUCGCCUUCAGCGCCAGGAUCGUGGAGCGUUUGCGUGCUGCUGGCUUUCCAGCACUUCCAACUAUUUGCUGGAUUUUAACAGAGGAAAGUAACCCGUGAACGAUCAAAUCUGUUUUUACGAACAAACGUCACUUGUUCUCAGAAGCAUUAUUUAAGAACGCAAAGGAAACUUUCGUUUUUCGGUGGAUGCGCACUUGGGCACAGCAACAUCCUGAGAAGAAACGCGGAGAUGCCCCACAGAGUCCACGUUCUGCUACUACUGCUGCUGUCGCUGUGUCGGCCGGCAGCAGCGACCCGGGUCAGAAAGAAGACCGUCAGGACGCGGUCCUGCCUGGACAUGCCGGAGGAGAAGUUGGAGGAGAUUUUUGGACGGCUCUCGGUGGGAGUGAUGAGCGCUUUCCAUCACGCUCUGCAGCUGGAGCCGCAGGACAAACUUAACCUCACCUGCCCCACCACUGCACGGGUCCCGACCGACGGCAAGACCCGCCUCCCGGUCAACCUGCUCAGCAUCUCCCCCUGGGCCUACAGGAUCUCAUACGACCCAAAGAGAUAUCCCCGCUACAUCCCCGAGGCCUACUGCCUGUGCAAGGGCUGCCUGAUCGGACCGUACGGCGAGGAGAGCAGUCAGUAUCGCAGCACCCUGGUCUACGCUCCCUCCGUCAUCCUGAGGAGAACAGGCUCCUGCGUCGGCGGCCGCCACUCUUACACCGAGAUCUACGUCUCCAUAGCCGUGGGAUGCACCUGUGUGCCGCUGCUGGAGAAGAGGCCGAAGAAGAGCAACCAGAGCCUGCAGAGGAGAGAGCCUAAAGCCAGGAAGCACUUUACUCCAAGAAAGGAAGCAUGACGGAAGCAGCACUGCUGCUGCAGAGAAGUUUUCUUUUGUUUGAAUCAGCUGAUUCGCUCGUGCUAGAACAUUUGAAACAGUUUAAGGGAUUAUGUCUGAAACGGAAGCCUCUGGAAAUGUCACUUAAA